GGUAAGUGUAUAACUCUUCACCCAACAUAGGGGAUGGGAGUCCAAGAAACCUUUUCUGAGGCCAAACAUCAUGCAUUGCAAAUGCACUGCAGGAGCAAGUUUUUGCUACAUGACACAAGGGAAGAACAAAAGUGCUGCGAGCAUUGUCUAUGUGUGAAUAGUGUUGGCUUCGGUUUAAUCUUUAUUCUGCCGCUUGGUAGAUUUCUGCUUCUGCGAUGUAUAGAGUCAAAAGAGUCAGUCAAGCCAAAUCCUUCUCUCUCUCUCUCUCUCUCUCUCUGUGUCUUCCCCACAAAGAAAGUGAAGUAACACUAAACAUUGUCCCCUCUAGAUUCUUUUCUUUUUCCCUCAUAUUUCUCAUUUCAAAAAAACACACAAAAACGUUUUCUCUCACUUCUUGAAAUCAGUUGGUAGGACAAUCACUCUGUUUCUUUUGUCAGGAUUCUUUUGCAACAUUUAAUAGCUAUGGGCUACAAACAAAGCAUUAAAUUGAAAUGCCCCCACCUCCACAGUAAAAGAGAAAGAAAGCAGAAAUCCUUCUCUUUAAGAAGUUGCUCUUUCCCAUUGAUGUUUUUCCUUCUCAGUAGAAAAAAGCAAAAUCAUGGCCAGACUCUCGCAAGACUCCUCAAAGAGGCACUUCCACUGGACAAAAAAGAUUGGAACUGAAGAUGAUGAAGCUCCAACCUUCAAGCUCACUUCUUCAAACACCUCUGAGGAAGAGAAGAGGGAGAAUGUCAGGACCCAUGUGGCCAUGUCGACACCCAGGAGGAAGCUCCCGGCCGUGGCAGUUUCCAGGCUCCGGUCUGUGCUCACUGCCUUUGGGCGGAACCGCACUGGCCAAACUCACGCUCUGGGGCCAAGAGUGGUGGGUACUCUGUUUGGCAACAGGCGCGGCCAUGUUCAUUUUGCAUUUCAGAGAGACCCCAAUUCGCCUCCGGCUUUCCUAGUUGAGCUAGCGACGCCGAUUAGUGGGCUGGUUAGGGAAAUGGCAUCUGGGUUGGUGAGGAUUGCGUUGGAGUGCGAUAAACAGAAGGAAGAGGAGAAGAAGACGGUGAGAUUACUGGAGGAGCCUGUGUGGAGAACUUAUUGUAACGGCAAAAAGUGCGGGUUUGCAACUAGGAGGGAAUGCAGCGCCAAGGAAUGGAAGGUUCUGAAAGCUGUGGAGCCGAUUUCAAUGGGUGCAGGGGUUCUGCCAGGGGCCGGAGCAGAGGACAGCGCUGGAGAUGGUGAACUCAUGUACAUGAGAGCUAAGUUUGAGAGAAUUAUUGGGUCUAGAGAUUCUGAAGCUUUCUAUAUGAUGAAUCCUGACAGCAAUGGAGCCCCUGAACUCAGUAUCUACUUGCUUAGAGUCUAAAUCUGCCAUGGAAGCUCUUUCCCAAAAUUUCUUGACUCUUGAGCUAUGGAAAUGGAGCUUAGUCCCUUUAUUUUUGCCUUCAGAAUUUCCUUUCUUUUUUUUUUCCCCCUUUUUUUUCUGUUUUAGCUUUUUUAUGGGGGGGAAGAAAAUGAAAAGCGGGUAUAUUGUAAUCUGUGUUAGUUUUAGGUGGAGGGGGCAAUACAAUAGAACAUGAUGGGAGGUGGGGGAUCAUGAAGGUGUAUAUGUAUAAAUUUUUCUUCUUUAA
Rubroshorea leprosula is the source of this 1616-nucleotide messenger RNA. The record is from the annotation of a GenBank genome assembly. Lineage: Eukaryota; Viridiplantae; Streptophyta; Magnoliopsida; Malvales; Dipterocarpaceae.